CUCGGAAAGUUACUUCAGACGAAGGGUCUACCAUUUUCACUUCUCUCUGACUAACACAAAGGUAGUACAGUUCCUGUUCUGAUAUUUUGUUGAUUGAUGUCAUUUUAAAAUUAAGAGUUCAUAGUUAUAUUGGACGUGGAGGUGGUGAUAUUGAAUAUAAUACAUUUGUCGAUUUAGCAGAGGUACAGUAGAUCUAAAGCCUGCUUCUAACACUUUCUUUUUCACCCUUGUUCAGAUGUUCAUGAAGAUUGUCUUGAAUAUGAGGUUUCCGUUCCUGAGUCACUUCUGUUGUGCUGUUGCCGUUUUGAAGGUGCUGGGGACGGCAUGAUGAGGACUUUAGUGACAGUCAUGGUCCUACUGUGCUUUGGGACCUGCAUGGAAUUGAGGAAAACUCUCCAUGUCUUACAGGGGGAUACAGUGGUUCUCGACUGCAAUAAUCCUAAAAGCUCUGAUUCCGUAGAAGUCAAUUGGACACUCAGCAGAAAUGAGUCUUCAAAUACUGAAGUGCUCAUACACGUAUCUAUAACACCUAAACAAGGGAGACGCCGUCACACAAUUAAAAUUGAUGAUGACAGAAGGAAAAUGUUAGAAAAUGGGUUGUUGGUUAUCCACAACUUUGAUAAAAAGGAUGAGGGAACCUAUGUCUGUGAAGUAUGCUCAAGUGCAUCACGGUGCACGCGUGCCACGUCUACAUGUAUUUUAGUUCAAACAGAGAAAAGGCCUUUUGUGGUGGUCAGUGAGAGAGGCAAUAUCACUGUCUCUCCCAAACCAAAGGUACCAAAUGGUCAUCUCAACCGCACAGUUGCAGUGAGUGUCAACACAAGAAAUAUCACAGACUUGAGGACAAACAACACAGCCCAUGUUAACAAGUCAGACGCAGCAUUGAAGCCGAGCAGUUUCCAUAUUGUGCUAUCGGUGUGGCUGUGUCUAGCUGCGGUCGCCAUGUGCUGUUUGGUGACUCUAGUUGCAUAUCAUAGAAGAAGACGAAGGGAAGCAACAAACACUGGUGACCCCAAAGAUGACCGUCGUGUGUAUUCCCGCCUAGAGCCUGAGUUGCUGUACGCAUCAGUUGGCCUAUCUCUGCCAAGAUCUGAUGGGAGUGUAUUGAGAUCUUCGUAUGAGUGUGUGUAUAGUGACAUCAAAGUGCAAAGUGAAAGAAGUUGUGAAUGAUUUUUCUUUGGCGUACUGCAUACUUCGUUAAUGCAUGAUGUUUAUUGCCAUGUUUUAUGUGGUAGUUAUUAACUGUGAAUGAACUGUAAUGUAAUGUAAUGUAACUGAAAUACAUACAGAUGUUUCUGCGAGACUAUAGCCUAUGUUUCCGUAGAAUAAUGAACAAAAACAAUCUAACAUUUUGUUGUAAAAAUGUUUUGUAUGUAUGGUA
Molecule: messenger RNA, 1381 nt
Organism: Engraulis encrasicolus (European anchovy)
Lineage: Eukaryota; Metazoa; Chordata; Actinopteri; Clupeiformes; Engraulidae
Exons: 7
Coding region: 325-1170 (281 amino acids)
Source: RefSeq, a predicted model, not a curated record